CCGCCCGCGCGGCCUGGACGCCUCCUCGGCCCGGGAGAGCCGGCCGGCGCGGCGCGGCCAUGGGGCGGGCGGCGUGGGGGCUGUUGUGGCUGCUGCUGGGCAGCGCCGCGGGGCAGUACGAGAAGUACAGCUUCCGGGGCUUCCCGCCCGAGGACCUGAUGCCCCUGGCCGCGGCCUACGGGCACGCGCUCGAGCAGUACGAGGGCGAGAGCUGGCGCGAGAGCGCGCGCUACCUCGAGGCGGCGCUGCGGCUGCACCGGCUGCUGCGGGACAGCGAGGCCUUCUGCCACGCCAACUGCAGCGGCCCUGCGCCGCCCGCGGCCUCCUUCCCGGGGCCCGAGCCCGGCCCCGACGGCGGCCGCGGCGACGAGUGGGCCCGCGAGCUGCGGCUCUUCGGCCACGUCCUGGAACGCGCCGCCUGUCUGCGGCGCUGCAAGCGGACGCUGCCCGCCUUCCAGGUGCCCUACCCGCCGCGGCAGCUGCUGCGCGACUUCCAGAGCCGCCUGCCCUACCAGUACCUGCACUACGCGCUGUUCAAGGCUAACCGGCUGGAGAAGGCGGCGGCCGCGGCCUACACCUUCCUCCAGAGGAACCCGAAGCACGAACUAACCGCCAAGUAUCUCAGCUACUACCGGGGGCUGCUGGACGCCGCCGAGGAGCCCUUCACGGACUUGGAGGCGCAGCCCUAUGAGGCGGUGUUCCUCAGGGCCGUGAAGCUCUACAACAGCGGAGAUUUCCGCAGCAGCACCGAGGACAUGGAGCGGGCCCUGGCUGAGUACCUGGCCGUCUUUGCCCGGUGUCUGGCUGGCUGUGAGGGGGCCCACGAGCAGGUGGACUUCAAGGACUUCUACCCGGCCAUAGCAGAUCUCUUUGCAGAGUCCCUGCAGUGCAAGGUGGACUGUGAGGCCAACUUGACCCCCAACGUGGGCGGCUAUUUCGUGGAGAAGUUCGUGGCCACCAUGUAUCAUUACCUGCAGUUUGCCUACUACAAGUUGAAUGACGUGCGCCAGGCCGCCCGCAGCGCCGCCAGCUACAUGCUCUUCGACCCUGACGACAGUGUCAUGCAGCAGAACCUGGUGUAUUACCGCUUCCACCGGGCUCGCUGGGGCCUGGAGGAGGAGGACUUCCAGCCCCGGGAGGAAGCCACGCUCUACCACAAUCAGACAGCGGAGCUUCGGGAACUGCUGGAGUUCGCACAUAUGUACCUGCAGCCAGACGAUGAGAUGGAGCUGGAAGAGACAGUGCCGCCUGUGGAGCUCAAGGACCCCCCAUCCGAUGCCGAGUUCGAGGGGGAGGGGGACUACGAGGAGGGCAUCUAUGCUGACUGGUGGCAGGAACCGGAUGCCAAGGGUGAUGAGGCGGAGGCCGAGCUGGAGCCUGAACUAGCAUGAGAAGAGAGCUACCCUUGCACCCCUGAAUUGCUGGGGAAGCCUGGGCCCAAUGGGACCACCCUCACCAGCCUGGGCAGCAGCAAGAACUAUUUAUUAAAAACGUAAAAUGGA
This is a messenger RNA of Neofelis nebulosa (Clouded leopard), 1502 nucleotides long. RefSeq names its product prolyl 3-hydroxylase family member 4 (inactive) (gene P3H4). Bases 60 to 1391 code for a protein of 443 amino acids. The transcript is spliced from 8 exons. Gene Ontology annotation, cellular component: endoplasmic reticulum. Lineage: Eukaryota; Metazoa; Chordata; Mammalia; Carnivora; Felidae. The record is from RefSeq and is a predicted model, not a curated record. Gene Ontology annotation, biological process: peptidyl-lysine hydroxylation; collagen fibril organization. Gene Ontology annotation, molecular function: collagen binding; protein binding.